Messenger RNA from Emericellopsis atlantica, 1575 nucleotides. RefSeq lists its product as uncharacterized. The coding region runs from base 499 to 1491 and encodes 330 amino acids. The record is from RefSeq and is a predicted model, not a curated record. The transcript has a single exon. NCBI's taxonomy places the organism in Eukaryota, Fungi, Ascomycota, Sordariomycetes, Hypocreales, Bionectriaceae.
CUGCAAACUGGCAACGCUCGACUGCCUCUUGGGCCUGCCCGUCUGCCGGUCCGUCAACCCUGGUCGUGCGCGCAUCAAAUCGUCGUCACCUUCAGGGUUCAACCAGUGCAUUGAUGCGGGGAUGGCGUUCAAAAUAUAUGUCCCGACUGCUGGCUUAAUGAUCCUUCGCGUCUAUCUCUGGGAUCACGUCCAUCACUCGGCCGCGAUGGCACGGAUCUAGCAGCGUCUAGCAGCGGCAGUGAAGGUCAGGCUUGGCAAUAUGGCCACCAAUCUUCCGAACGGGGACGGUCGUGCGCAGCGAGAUCAAAAGAUAUAAAGUCGAGCGGCAACUCGUUGGAAUAAGAGUCUUUCUCUCGGCAGGCAACAUUCAACCAAGCGACAACCUUCCUACUGUACACUUCUAUCCCUUCAAGAGCUGGUCUCUUUUUUCUGUUCUUAUCUCAUUCACCCCUUAUAUCACCACUAACCGUCAACCACCCCAACCUACAUCAGCCCAAGAUGCUUUUCUCCACCAAAACUUGCCUCGCUGUCGUCGCCGUGCUGGCACGCGCGACAGCUGGCGCCCCGGCCGGCUCUACCAACGACGCCCUGGACCGCCUGCAGGACGUUGCGCGUGAGGCGCGCCAGCUCGAGGCCGUCACCGCCGCCGCCGCCGAGAAGCGCCAGUACCAGAUCUGUGAUUGCCCCGAAGGUUUGGAGUGCAUGGACUCCCGCAUCCUGGCCAUGGUGGGUACCAUCGCUCCCGAGGCCCAGUGCGUGUUGCCCAGCACGAAGCGUGACAUUGAGGCCAGUGCCGCCGAGGCCGAGAAGCGACAGCAGCGCGCAAAGGUGGAGGGCGUCGCAAAGCGCCAGGAUUGCGACUGCGGCGAGGGCUACGAGUGCACGGACCCCUACAUCACGUCCGUGUUAGGCGCCGUAGGCCCCUUUGGCUCCGAGCCAACGUGUGUGUUGUCCCACACGAAGCGCACCCUUGAGGCCAUGGCUGUCGAGGUCGAGAGGCGUCAGGUCGCAGAGGCUGAGGCUGUCGAGAAGCGCGAAUCUUGUGCCUGCCCCGAUGGCUUCUCGUGCAUGGUCCAAUCGUUUGAGAUGCUCGCCGUCGCCCCCCAGGCCAUCUGUGUGCCGUCCAGCACGAAGCGCGACCUCGAGACUAGGGCCGCCGAGGCCGAGAAGCGUCAGCAGCAGCGCGGAGAGGCGGAGACCGUCGAGAAACGCACAUCUUGUGACUGCCCCGAGGGCGACGUGUGCUUGCCUAACAGCCCCGCCGAAGUGUUUUCGGGGAUCCAGCUCGGCGGCCCAUCGGACAUUUGCGUGUCACCCACCACGAAGCGCGACAUUGAGGCCCUCACCGCCGAGGUCCAGAAGCGACAGGUCGCGGACGCGGAGGGCGAAAAGAAGCCCCCCGCGUGUGACUGCGCCGAGGGCGAGACAUGCUCUCUCGUCGUCAUGCCUAUUACAUCCAACAAGGCCGCAUCUACCUAUAUGUGUGUGUAGGAGGACAUGAUGGAUGUUGGCAGGGAGGUUGUUGAUGUUGGUCUUGGUGUAUACACGUAGCGUACAGAGUAGGAGAAUUGACUG